Pocillopora verrucosa is the source of this 2638-nucleotide messenger RNA. Lineage: Eukaryota; Metazoa; Cnidaria; Anthozoa; Scleractinia; Pocilloporidae. The record is from RefSeq and is a predicted model, not a curated record.
GGAAGAUGAAGUUGAGAUGGAUCAGCUGAACGUAAACACAGAUGGAUGGGAGAUUGCAGCUGACCGCCUGAACCUUCGUGAGCAUAUUGGCAAAGGGGCAUUUGGUUCAGUGUGGCGAGCGCUACUGGGUCGUUCCCGUGGCAGACCUGGAAAUCGCACAGUUGCUGUCAAGUGCUACCUACCAAUCUCCGGAGAGAAAGGAAGGAAGGCCCUGCUGAGAGAGAUCGAGUUAUUAAAACUCUUUGGAAGGGAGGGCCAUGAAAAUGUUGUUAAGUUCAUUGGUUGUGUUACAGUUGGAGCUCAGCCAAUACUUAUUAUGGAGUACCUGUGGCGAGGUGACUUGCUGGGCUAUCUCAGAAAAUCCAGGGGGGUUUUCGACCAAUAUCAUCAUGGGGUCGGAGGGGUCGACCACUUGACAACGUAUGACAUGGUGCUGUUUGCUAAACAGAUCGCACAUGGUAUGACUUUCCUCGCGUCCAGAGGGGUAAUUCAUCGCGAUCUUGCAGCUCGUAACAUCCUUCUUGAUGAGCAUCGUGUCUGCAAGUUGACUGACUUUGGGCUCUGUUAUCAGGAUUUCAAAUACGGCCCAGGAAAUGCCAAGAGGGGAUGUAUCCCAAUCAAAUGGACUGCACCCGAGAUUCUCUUUGGACAUGUGGAACAGCUGUCAACCAAAAGCGAUGUGUGGUCCUACGGCAUCGUCUUGUAUGAAAUCUUCACUGUCGGAGGCAUUCCUUACGAUGGAUGGUCUCAAUCCACGACAAUGAAAAAAAUCGAAGAAGGUUAUCGUCUGCCAAAGCCUGAACAUAUCGACGACAGUUUAUACGCGGUGAUGUUAAACUGCUGGAAAUACGAAAGCGCCAGCCGGCCACACUUUGUGAAGCUCUACCAAACAAUGGAUACAUAUAUUAAAACAAAGACAUAUGUAGAUAUCUUUGACGAUGACAAGUAUGAUCAGGAUAAGUACAACUUUGUCGAUGACCGUGGAGCUGUUGCAAACCCAGAAGAUGCAGGACCGGACGAGCUAGGAGCAGCUGCAGCAAAUCCCAUCGGUGAAGUGGGUGAACACGGUGCUACGGCACAUCCCUUUCUGGUUGCAGUGGACGAUGAUGCUACAGCUUUCCCUCUUGGAAUUAACGUAGGAGACGAAGGAGCACCUGCAACAGAUCCCGACCGUGAAGUGGGUGAACACGGUGCUACGGCACAUCCCUUUGUGAUUGCAAUAAACGAUGGUGCUCAAGCUUUCCCUUUCGCUAUUAACGUACCAGAGAAAGGGGCAGCUGCAGCAAAUCUCUCCCAUGAAGUGGGUAAGCACGGUGCUGCUGCACAUCCCUUUGUGGUUGCAAUUGACGAUGGUGCUACAGCUUUCCCUCUCGGAAUCAAAGUAGAAGAAGAAGGUUGCGCAGCAUACCCUUUUGAGAGUGAUAAGAAAGAUAUGGAUGCCCAAGCGUACCCUUUGGAGAGUGAUACUUUACCAUACCUUAGCGAGAACGAGGAAGAAGAUGUUGAUGACUCCGAGUGCCCUCUUGCGAUUGAGGAAGAAGAAAUUGAUCCUUUACCAUCCUCCCUGGUGAUGGACGAAGACGGUCUAGCUGCUUCAGCAUGUCCCCUUGUGACUGACGAAGAAAAUUCUGAUUCUUUAGCAUGCCCCCUUGUGGUUGAGGAAGAAGAUUCCAAUAACUCAGCAUGCUCCCCUGUACUUGGGGAAGAAGAUUUGGAAGCCACAGAAUGCCUUUCUGUUACUGAAAAAGAAGAUCCUACCUCUUUCGCACGCUCCGCAAAUGAGGCGAACAAACCCGAUGCCUCACCAUUCCCUUGUGUGAUCGAAGAGGAAGAUCUUGAUUCUUUAGAAUACAAUCCUCUGAUCGAAAAAGAAGGCCUCAGUGAUUUCGUCUUCCCUCCAGAAAUUCAAACUAAUGACGAAGAAGGUGUAACAAGUGAACCUGAAAAUACCGUUGGUUAUGAAGGUGCUGUAGCAGUUCAAUCUGAAAAGGAGGCAGUAGAAGAAGAACCUAAGACUUGCCAACUAGAGUACACGAAGGAUGAACAAGACGAUCUUGGAAACUAUAUGGACGACCAAAGUGAUGCUGUAGACCUUUUUGACGGAGACGCUGGCGUACAAGAGUAUGAUGGUAAUCAACUUACUGCUGCGGAUAUAGACGAAACUGGAAGUGACGAAGACGAGGAGUCAUCUGAAGCAACUCCUCUUGUGCAGGACUGAGGCUUAAUAGCAGAAUUGCUGAACCUCUAAGGUUGUAGUCUUAUAACACUCUGUGGUAAUUUGUAGUUUAUAUUUCGAGAAUUUCAGCCUCAAUAUUUCAUAGUUUUUGAUUUUAAGACGUAGGUUUUUUCGUACUUUUACUUUAGUAAUGCUUUGGUAGUGAUGAUAACCAUUUUCAUAGUUUAUAAAUGGAGGUUAAGUGGAAUUUCCUUCAAAGAAAAAACUUGUUUAUUUACUUCACUUUUGCAUUUCUUAGUUUACCGUUUAUUCACUUGGUGCACUUGUCAGUGCUUUGUUGAUGUUAUUGACUGUAGGCUGAUAGAGACAAAAAAAAAAAAAAAAAAAAAAAAAGAAAUUGCUGUUAAGAUAAUUUUUAUAACUGAUCAAGUCAGAAAUGCUGCGUAAGUUUGUGAGUGUUGU